Hevea brasiliensis (rubber tree) is the source of this 612-nucleotide messenger RNA. RefSeq lists its product as uncharacterized. Bases 1 to 612 code for a protein of 203 amino acids. The transcript is spliced from 4 exons. The record is from RefSeq and is a predicted model, not a curated record. Lineage: Eukaryota; Viridiplantae; Streptophyta; Magnoliopsida; Malpighiales; Euphorbiaceae.
AUGGAGUGGAAGCCACCUAAGAAUGCGACAGAAGUUAGAAGCUUCUUAGGGUUAACAGGUUACUAUAGGAGAUUUGUGAAGGGGUUCUCACUCAUUGCAACUCCAUUGACCAGAUUAUUGCAUAAGAAUGUUAAGUUUGAAUGGAAUGAUAAAUUUCAAGCAAGCUUUGAGAAGUUGAAGGCAAUACUUACAGAAGCACCCAUUCUUACACAACCAGUGUCAGGGAAAGACUUUGUAAUCUAUAGUGAUGCCUCACACAAUGGACUGGGGAAGGUGAAUGUAGUAGCUAAUGCUUUAAAUAGGAAAUCUCUAGUAGCUUUGAGAGCCAUGAAUGCUCACCUAACUUUAGCACCAGAUGGAGCUAUUGUAGCUGAGUUGAAAGUAAAGCCAAAUUUGAAGAGGAAAGAUAUUGACUAUGAGGUUGGUGAUAAGGUCUUCUUGAAGGUGUCACCAUGGAAGAAGGUGCUCAAAUUUGGGAAGAAAGAAAAUGCAAAGUUCAAGAUGUUCACAAGGUUGAUCGGUGCACCACCCGAAAAUGAGGGUAUAAGAGAAUUACUCACUAACCUCAUAAUGAGGGGAACUGCAAGUAGAAGUGGAAGGGGUGAAUCUUAA